This is a messenger RNA of Lineus longissimus, 2931 nucleotides long. Its product is annotated as cation channel sperm-associated auxiliary subunit beta-like. Bases 1 to 2931 code for a protein of 976 amino acids. The record is from RefSeq and is a predicted model, not a curated record. Gene Ontology annotation, cellular component: CatSper complex; cilium. NCBI's taxonomy places the organism in Eukaryota, Metazoa, Nemertea, Pilidiophora, Heteronemertea, Lineidae. The transcript has 22 exons.
AUGACAACUGCACAGCUGAUCAGUGAGUUCUGCUCCCUCGGCCAUGCACCCAGUAUUACCCUGUGGAACAGCACCUGGCGUCAGGUGUUCACCUCAGCAGAUGACGUGUACAAUGCAUGUGAUGCGUGGAUGGUUGAAUUUCUUAGAACACAGGUUAGCAGGCCUGCAACCAAGCCAACUUCAACUGAGCAGUGGAUGUUAGUUGUUGAGUUAGAUACUGGAGUGGAGUUGUUCACGACACUUGGGACUCUUCUUGAUACUGGAAUAGAGCCAAUCCUGCAAUGGGAUAUUGGUGAUCCUGUCGUGGAUCUCCCCCCAGAGUCCAAAGCUAACAUAGAGACAUCCAUCAUUGUGACUUCUCCUUGUGCUGCUGAUGUGGCCAUCAUCUUUCCUGUUAUCAAGUCCAACAAUAAUGAUGUGAAGACUCUGUUUGCGGGAGUCAGUUACCAAGCUUUAGCCCUUGGCACCAUCGAGUGGUUUGAACCAGAAAUACAUGAUGCACCUAACGGAUCGUAUGUGGUUGAUGCAGCCCUGACCAACCAACAUCUUCUGGUUCUGUUGGACUCUGGCUUGUACGUGAGUAACAACCUGGUGGAUAAAGAGGAAGAUGACCACCACGAAGAGGAAGAAGAAGAUCAUGAGGAGGAGGAAGAAGAAGAAGAAGAAGAAGAAGAAGAAGAAGAAGAUGGCCAUGGUCAUAAGCGGCGGCGGAAAUCGGAGUAUGGGCAAGGUCAUGGGAGGCGACGGAGAGAGGAGGAGGAACAUGAAGGGAGCGAGAUCACAUUCAGUGAAGUCCACGGACCUUGGCAUGAGGAAGACCAUGCUGAUUUGUGCCUGACUUAUACAAGUGUUUGCUUGUGCAGGGAAGGAGAUGAUAUGCAGAGUGAAAUUGUCGUCAUUGGACCUCGGAACCAGACGAGGGAGAGUUGGUGUUAUAUGCAGCCUCCUUACACAGAGCUGCACUGCUUCGACAGCUUUGCAGCUGAGGCGGGCCUAUCGCAUGUCAUAUCCUUGGCCUACAAUGUGCACAUGAAUGGAUUAACGAUGGCUUUUGAAACUAAGGAUGGUGAUGUUGCAGUGCAAGCAUGGCUGAUGAACGACCACUACGAACUGCAAGAGCACUCACUUCAUCCUCCGUUCAUCUUCCCCCCAUCCUUCAGGCUUAACAAGAUGGAGUUCCACCCAAAAACGAACGAUCUUGUUGCCUAUGGGAACGAGGUUUGGAAUUCAGUUGACGGUGGGAACUUCUUCCGGCAGCUGAUGGUGUUAGAGAAUGGUGACAGUGUUGUUAGGAUGAGUGUGGGUAAACAGUCUGGGGAUGUUUUGUUGAUGUCGGAGCAAGGAUACAUUCUGUAUGGCAAGAGUGGAAUACUUCGCCUCGCCUACGUGUCGCCUGACCUGAUGCUGACAUGUCUAGACACGUACGUCCCACUGAUUGACCACAUCAACAACGUCCAUUUGGUUGGAUGGUGCAAUGCUUCAGGUGGCGAGACAAAGCUUUGGAGAGAGACGCUGAAUGUCACAGAGACUCUGGAGUCUUUGGAUCAGGCGUUUCCCCGCAUUCUCGUGCCGCUCAUUCUGAGUGAGAGGAGCCUCUUUCUGUUUGAAUACUCGCCCUCGGAUACCAAGUCUAAAUUUCACCAAGGGAACAUUGGACAACUGAUUGUUCUUAAAAAAGGAGGAUCCGCCCAGAUAAAAGAGAGAUAUCUCCGGACGUCCGACACAAGAUUUGUAUCUCUCCUGCAGGCAUAUAUCCAUGAUCCAUUACACUUUGAAAAUAUCAAUGAUAGUCCUGCCCAGGAGUUUGAUGUUGAAAUCUCGCCUAUUGAUGUAAAUCACCUGACCAAUGUUGCCCUCAAAAUCACAAAUCCUGAUAACAAACCUGGUUGGUUGGCAACAGACGUAGGAAAGACUGUCUGGAUCGCUGGUAGCGGUUCGUUCCUCAUCACCGCCGUCGUCGAUAACCUCAACGCUGAUGGCAUCUCCGUGCUUCCUCUCAAGGAGAACGUCAAUGAAAAGAAGGGCUACUGGUAUAUGUAUGAUUUUGGUCUUAACGGGGGAGUGCCCCAGUGGAAACUGCAAGAGGACGCAUGUCACCAGACAAUAAUAGCUACGGUGAACUACACCUACAUCUCUUACGUUGAGUUGGACUUGAAACAGAAGUUUGAGAUAACCAUGGUGUCAUCACUGCAGCAGGGUGGCAUACCCUUCAGCCAAGAGCUCCACGCGUCUUUGAGUAACCCAUGGCAUUUUAACAUCAAACCGACUUACCACAUUCAAGGCAAUGGGUAUCACAGUCUCACAAUCAGCCUUGAUGCCUAUGUCAAUAGAAAGGGAAAAACGGCGAUAAAUUUCAAGAUGUCUAAAUCAUCUCUGUUGUGCAAGAAGACUUCUCACACCAUAACCAUAGCCUCUGCGUGCCCAUACGGAACCCACCUGAAAUUCCACCAUGAAGUCGACAUUGCAAAUGAUGUGUUCCUCCAUGGUGAGCAGUAUAAUGAGAAGGGCAUUCCAUUGCUGUUUGACCUGCCGGUGAACUACCGACCACCGUCAGCAUUAGGUGUUGAGAUCCCCAUUUCUGAUAAUAUCUACAACGCGGACCCCAGCCAGCCACUCUUUAAUAGUCAACACCUUAGAUCCAAGGUGACAGGUACUUACAAGCAAUGUAAUGGUAAGACGAGCAAGGCAAAAUGCGGCUGCACUGAAGCGAUGAAGUUGUCUUCUCAAACGUCUAUGUCGGACUGUAUUGAGCGUGUUUAUGCGGUUGAACAUUCUGCCAAAGUGGUGCUGGAGUUCACGUUGGAUCAACCUGGGAAGUACCCGCUCUCCCUCUCGAGCGUGUACGUGUUGGCCAUCGAGGAGUUGAACAACAGGACAAACUAUGACUGCAUCACGUAUGUCAAGACAGACGAGCGAUUCAAAUCCAAAUGA